Molecule: messenger RNA, 1366 nt
Organism: Vespula pensylvanica (western yellowjacket)
Lineage: Eukaryota; Metazoa; Arthropoda; Insecta; Hymenoptera; Vespidae
Gene: Brms1
Product: breast cancer metastasis-suppressor 1-like protein
Exons: 4
Coding region: 308-1000 (230 amino acids)
Biological process (GO): negative regulation of transcription by RNA polymerase II
Cellular component (GO): Sin3-type complex
Molecular function (GO): histone deacetylase binding
Source: RefSeq, a predicted model, not a curated record
GGCUGCUUGAGUCUCCUAGCGCAGGAUUGGCGAUUAUCAUCCUCUUCUUAUAAACAAAUAACAUUUUUAAAGUUUUAUAAUAAAAAUUAAUAUUCUUUAGUGAAUAGAAUUAGUGUUAAAUUCUCGUUUUCUUAGGUUAUAUAUAUAUAUAUAUAUAUAUAUAUAUAGAUAUAUAUAUAUAUCAAAGAUUAAGACACAUCUAUCGUCAAAUCGGUAACGGAUUUUUUUAGAAUUACUUUACAUUUAGAAUUGUUGAUUUUUAUGAUAUACCUUGAUCCUCGGUACUCAAAAGCUGACUAAAGCUCCGAUGCCUAGUGUCAAAGAUGAAUCAGAGCCAGAAGGAGAAGAAAUGUCUCAUGAUAGCAACGAUAGUAACCAAAGCUCUGCGUCGUGUGAUAGUAGUGCAGAACAUAGCGAUAGCGAUGAUUCUUCAGAGAUGGAUGAAGAUGAGUGUGAAAGAAGACGAAAUGAGUGUAUGGAGAAUUUAGUUGAUUUAGAAAGACAAUUUACGUUACUUAAAGAACAAUUAUAUCGUGAAAGAAUAACACAAGUUGAUACCAAAUUGGGGGAAGUACGAGUUGGUAAAUCGGAAGAAUAUUUAAUACCUUUGGAACGUUUAAAAGAAAAUAUGAAGACCAAAACGGAAGUUGCUGGAAUAUUGAAACAAUACAGAUUACAAAAUAUACAAAAUAAAUUUUUAGCUGAAGAACAGGCAGCACUACAAAAUUUUGAGAGUGAAAAAGAAUUGAUUUGGGAUUGUAUACAUAAUGAUCUUCAAGAGAAAAUUCGUAGAUUGGAAGAGGAUAGAAAUAACGUUGAUAUUCAUGCAGAUUUAUGGUUAAAUUCAACCGGUAGAAGGCGUCGAAACCAUACAGAGAGAAGGAGAGCAGUUUCUGUAGCAGGACCGUAUAUCGUUUAUAUGCUUAAUGAUGCUGAUAUUUUGGAAGAUUGGGCAUUGAUUAAAAAGAGUCUGAGUAGUCGAAAAACUGAAAUAAUUUAAGACAUAAAUCUAAUAUGUCAAUAUGUGGACAUACAUGAAUGUGUAGUGUCAUAUUACAAAAUUAACAAAUCUUUUUCUUUUAAAGUUAACUGUGACAACAGUUACUUCUAAUGCAGACAUCGUUUUGAGUUUCCACAUCUAUAAUAUGUGCCUUUAAGUGCAAUGAACUAAACGAGGAUUAAGAACUCCUUUGCAUUGUGAAGAACUGUUAAGCACAAUGAGUGGUUAAGGUGAAAAUCUGAUAGAAAAAUCUUUAAACUGUACCAAUGCUUAUGCUUUUUUGUAAAGAAGCAUACGAAUUCAAAGGAUUUUACCAAUUACGCGUCUAAAUUUUAUAUUGUAAAAUAAUAAAGACAUUUAAAUUAA